GCCAGUACUUUUUGAAUAGUUCUUAGUUCAAUAAACAUAAAUAUGCUGCAUGCUGCUUCUACUUUUUCCAUUGUAGAAGAAAAAUAUUCCUGAAAAGAUUUUUUCUUUCAAAUGUUGUCUUUUCCAGAGGCUAUUUGUACAAUUGAACUUAGCUUCUACAUGCUGCAUAUGAAAUUUCCACUUGCUGCACACUGUUCCUGCUGUAAAAGAAGACUAAUGUAAGCCUUGCUAUUUAGACUUCACAACCUUUUGUUGUCUAUGGCAAUGGAUUGUGUGGCGAGUUAGCCAUUUGAAUAAAGGUGACUUGUCAGAAUGGUAUAACUAUCAGUUUAAUUCAAGCAUCUGUUUAUAGAUUCUAUAGAUUAUUGUAAUCUGAAAAUUAUCUACAUGCAGAUAUUGUUACUUUUGAUUUGGGUUACUUGUAGCUUUAUGGAAUUACAGAAUCUAAUUUCAUCUUAUAUAUUGUUUUCCUGGUAUUUCGAUUUUAUAUGCAUUCCAGCUGAUGAGGAUAUAAUGUUUAUUUCUAUUUUACUGAUGCCAACAUGAUGUUUUGGAAAGGCCUGUUGAGCAUUCUGUACUCUCAAGGGCAUUAUAAGGCUGCAAGCACUGAUUCGUGGUCACUUAGUCAGAAAACAAGCUGUUGCUACUUUAUGCAGUCCAAGGGGAAUUGUUAAGUUCCAGGCACUAGUUCGUGCCCAAAAGGUCAGACACACAGAUAUUGCUAUUGAAGUGCAAAAAAUAUAUCUGAUAGCUCUUCUGGUAAUUUUUCACCCUUCCAUUCAUGAUUUCUGACAAAAAGAUUUGUGGUACUAGUUGUUUAUGCUUUUGUGUUUGUUUCUGUUUGUGUUUAUCUGUGUUUUCUUACCAGAAUAAGGUGAGUUAUGUUAU
Messenger RNA from Rubroshorea leprosula, 888 nucleotides. The record is from the annotation of a GenBank genome assembly. Lineage: Eukaryota; Viridiplantae; Streptophyta; Magnoliopsida; Malvales; Dipterocarpaceae.